AUACACAGAAAAUAUGACUUCAUUUCAAAUUUCGGCACCGGGUAGGAUUAUCUUAUGUGGAGAGCAUACAGUGAUGUAUGGAAAACAAGUUGUGGCGGCCAGCUUAAAUCUUCGUACCAUGCUCAAUUUCUACGAACUACCUCUAGAGCCAGGAAUCGUUAGGAUAGACUUCCCUGAUGUCGGUAUAAACCGGUUAGACAUACCUUUACAAAUGAUUACAAACUUUAUUUCCAACGAGAAUUAUUAUUUGGUGCUUGAUGAUGACAUCAUCUUUCUUAGACACGUGCAAUAUUUUAUCACUUUAAACGGUUUAUGGAGCACAUAUGAGCAGAGAUUUAGCUUACAAACUUUCUUUUUCCUCCUAUUGGUUAUCGCCAAGAAUGAGGAACUCGUUAUAAAAUCUUUUCACGUGCGUUUGACCACGCAAUUAACAAUCAGUGCUGGUCUUGGCAGUUCAACAUCGUUCGCGACAUGUCUCGCCGCGUGCUUUUUACAUUGGUCGUGUCUACAGAAAGGUGACCACAGUGAAUUUACUUCGGAAGAAUUGAUACGAAUUUCGACAUACGUGAUGUCCUCUGAGGAAGUUAUACAGAAUUAUGUGUUCAAUCAGGAUCACAUGGUAUGCACACACGGUCGUGUAACAACGUUUCAAUUUAGAGAACCGCUAAACACUCAGAGUGAAAUCAUAAAUACGCCAGAAAUGUAUAUUAUGCUGGUUGAUGCAAAAAUUUGCCUAAAUAAGAGUCAACGGAUGAAACAAUUGGCCUACAUGAAAUGUAGGUAUGGUAACGCCGCCGAUGUCCUUUUAGACAAGAUUGAUGUCAUAUCGCAAGAGAUUGUUACAAUACUCCGUAUAAUCAGGGAUCAGGGAACAAACAUGGAUUUACAAUUAUUAGAAGGAUUAUAUGAAAAUCUACAGACUAACCUUUCCUUGAAUCAAGAUUUUCUAUUGAAUUUGGAUUUGUCGCAUCCAAAUUUUGAUACUAUUUGUUUAAUUGCGAAAACUUGUGGAUUCAAGGGGAAACUUACAGGAGAUGGAUCUAGUAAGGUAAUAAUUCUAUUACCGCCGAAUUAUCAUGCAUCAGAAGAACACCGCAGUAAAGUAAAUAAUCUAACGAGGUGCUUGGCGGAAAAAGGUUUUUCUGGCGAAAUUAUUACAAUAUCUUGCACGGGAGUGCGACUUGAUACAGACUGGAGGAAUUUUAUGGACUGAAAUUUUAUAUAUAUGUAUAUAUGCAUGUAAAAAAAUUAAUGAACAGAGCAUUAUCCUUUUCUGGACUUUCAUUCUUGAGAUGUAAUCGAGAUGAAACAUUUUACUUAUUAUUAAUCGAAUUAAGCUUUACGCAACCUAAAAAUAACAAGGGCGAUGCUGUUUAUCGUCUGCAAUAAA
Messenger RNA from Camponotus floridanus (Florida carpenter ant), 1390 nucleotides. RefSeq names its product mevalonate kinase-like. The transcript is spliced from 3 exons. Gene Ontology annotation, biological process: isoprenoid biosynthetic process; cholesterol biosynthetic process. Gene Ontology annotation, cellular component: cytoplasm. Bases 14 to 1213 code for a protein of 399 amino acids. Lineage: Eukaryota; Metazoa; Arthropoda; Insecta; Hymenoptera; Formicidae. The record is from RefSeq and is a predicted model, not a curated record. Gene Ontology annotation, molecular function: ATP binding; mevalonate kinase activity.